Messenger RNA from Theobroma cacao (cacao), 2168 nucleotides. RefSeq lists its product as uncharacterized. Gene Ontology annotation, biological process: endosperm development; regulation of DNA-templated transcription. The record is from RefSeq and is a predicted model, not a curated record. Gene Ontology annotation, molecular function: protein dimerization activity; DNA-binding transcription factor activity. Lineage: Eukaryota; Viridiplantae; Streptophyta; Magnoliopsida; Malvales; Malvaceae.
AGUUUCCCCUUGAGAACUCGUCACUUUCAAUUAGAAAAUCGUUGGCUCUUUCUUUCCACCAACUGUUCCCUCCCAAAUUCUCAUUUUCCACCAUUUUUCUUUCUCUCUAUUUAAAGCUUGUCUCUCUUCUCCCAAUUACUCUAAUUGUUCUUCUCCACAGUCUGAUCUAUCUUUUCUUUGUAAAUAUGGAGAGCCAAAACAACGGCAAGGUGAGUGCAGUCGAUGGAGUGGGGAGCAAGAGGGAAGUGGCCACGCCAAGAAAAGUGAAUAGCUGUGACUUGAUUCUGAGGGUUUUGGCUCUGCUGCUGACACUUGUAGCUGCCAUAGUUCUCGGGGUGAAUAAGCAGACUAAGGUUGUUCCAAUUCAGAUCGCACCAACCUUGCCUCCUCUAAACAUUGAAGCCCAAGCUAGGUGGCAUUACUUGUCUGCCUUCGUGUACGCCAUGGUGUCAAACAUCAUAGCAUGCUCCUAUGCUGCAAUAUCUAUACUCAUGGUGAUGGGAACCCGAAAUGCAAAGAAAGGACUGGCACAAACCGUCAUCCUCCUCCUCGACCUGGUCAUGGUGGCAUUGCUAUUCUCCGCCAACGGAGCUGCCUUCGCCAUCGGCCUGAUGGGCUACAAAGGCAACUCCCACGUCAGAUGGAACAAAGUCUGCAACGUUUUCGACAAAUUCUGUAACCAGGUUGCUGUCUUCGUUGUUCUGUCUAUGCUUGGUUCGGUAGCCUUCAUGCUUUUGGUAGCCCUCGCUGCUGUUACCCUCCAUAAGAGAUGCAAGUAAAAAUGGAAUGAAUGUUUUUAUGUAGAAUUAAAAUAAAAUUAUGUGAAGAAAAUCCUGUUCUAAUUUAUAUUUAUAUUUACUGUUAUGGGGAUUUCCUUCUCUUCUUAUAUUUCGGAUGAAUUUCCAAUUAUAUAUAAACAAAUACAAUAAAAAAUAAUGAAAUUUCCAGUGGAGGGUGACCUGUGAGCCUAAGCUGGCAGGUGUGACCUCUGGGAAGGCAAAAAGGGACCAACAAAGCUGCAAGUCUACAACAGAAAUUUUUUAUUUUUUAAAUUAAAUUUUCAUUUGUUUUCCCUUUUUUUUUUCCAAAUCCAAAGUCCAAAAUGUUUACAUUUAUGAUUGGAGGGUUCAAACUAUUUAAACCAAGUUUGGUUUUCCAAAUGUAUUUCUUCCUACGAAAUGUGGAUUUGUUGCUUCAAUUUUAUAGAAUCAAAGCAGAGUAUGAGUAGUUGCUGAACGUACACUGUCACCUGCAACAAAAGCAAAAUCUGUCCCCCUGCACUGUUCAGAGCAAUAUUCUGAGAAACAGUUUCCUUAACAAAUCAGAUAUCGGCUUUUCCUUCAUCACAUGCAAAAGCAGAGAAAAAAAGAGAGAGAGAGAAAGAUGGAAGACCAACAGAAUUGGAAAGGGGAAGAAGAGGAAGAGAGUGAAAUAAAUGAGCUGCUAUGUAGUAUUAUGGAAGGUUAUAAUGACAAACUGAUACCUCCAUUGUCACAAUUCUCACCGUCGCGACAGGCUGCUGCCGCCAUUGUUGAGGAAAAGGGUUCGAGCUCGAGGGAACGUGGCAGGGCAAAAGAAGCUAAAGAAGUGACUGAGAGCUUGAAGAAGGAAAGAGAUAGGAGGGAGAAGAUGGCUGAGAAUUAUGAUCUUCUUCAGUCUAUGGUCCCUAAUCUCUUCCCUAAGGCCACAAGAGAGAUGAUUGUUGGUGAAACGAUUGCAUAUAUCCAAUCUCUUGAGAAAGAGAUAACAAGGAUGGAAGAGCUGAAGAAUUCAUCUGAGUCAUCGAAAGGGAAGAUGCAUCUGUAUUCCAACAGGAAUUCCUCAAUCGAUGUCACUGUCUCCAGCAACGUCGUCUUCUUUGGGAUUCAAUCAAUGGUACGACCAAGACUUGUGACAGACAUUUUCAUGGUACUCCAUAAGCACAAGGCCGAGGUUUUGGGUGCAAAUGUUGCGGUUAAUCAUAGGCAAUUAACAUUAACUGUGACAGCAGUUGUCAAUGGGAACAGAGACAGAACGAUUGAGAAGAUUAAGGGAGACAUACUGAUUUUAUAGGUUUGAAACCAGGAGUUUAAGAAAUUUUAUUACUCAUAUAAAAACCAUAUAAUUAAAAAAAACUUAAAAUAAUUAUUCAUUUGUUAUUUAAAGGGUCUCAGAAAUUUAAUUUUAUA